AUGCUUAGUUAUUACCUGCUGAAUAUGAAUCGCGUGGGUGAUGAUGAUAAGCAUGAUGUUGGUAUUCGGGAGCUGGUGGUGCUUCAUAGCGAUAAGAUGGCGCACGAUGAAUCCCAUGACUGUAGGAUUCAACGUGUGGUGAAUGGUGGUAAGACGGAUGAUGAUGAGACUCAUAUGACUCUUCAUAACUUCAAUUUCAAAUGA
Molecule: messenger RNA, 204 nt
Organism: Clunio marinus
Lineage: Eukaryota; Metazoa; Arthropoda; Insecta; Diptera; Chironomidae
Source: the annotation of a GenBank genome assembly